Racocetra persica is the source of this 217-nucleotide messenger RNA. The record is from the annotation of a GenBank genome assembly. NCBI's taxonomy places the organism in Eukaryota, Fungi, Glomeromycota, Glomeromycetes, Diversisporales, Gigasporaceae.
CUAGAGCUACUACUACCGAACAAGAAACAGAACCAGAAUCUACAGCUAGAGCUACCACCACAGAACAAGAAACUACAGCCAGAGCUACCACCACCGAACAAGAAACAGAAACUACAGCUAGAGCUACUACCACUGAACAAGAAACUACAGCUAGAGCUACCACCACCGAACAGGAAACAGAAACUACAGCUAGACAAAAAUUACCAAUGGUAAAAAG